CAAACAAUCACCCAACAUCAUUGGCUGACGGAUGCUCCGUACCGUGAGCUGCAUCCGCUUGUCACGAACGCGGGCACUCCUCCAGAGGCCAUGCCGCUGCCUGAGCACCGGCACGUUGUUUGCAGUGGCCACGCCCAUUGGGAAUUUGCAAGAUGCCUCGGCACGAGUCAUCUCCACGCUUCAACGUGUGGAGGUCGUGGCAGCCGAGAGCUCGGAGGUCCUGGAGGCACUCAAGAACAGUAAUGACGAGGUCAUGAAUCCCUUCCAAAAGGUGCAGUCCUUCUAUGCCCACAACGAGGAGGAGCGAAUGCCUGAGCUCUUGGCACACCUCCGCGAGGGACACGAUGUCGCCAUUACGACUCGAGCCGGUACCGUGGGCAUUUGCGAUGUGGGUGCCAGGCUCAUCAAAGCUGCUCAUGCCGAAGGCAUCUCAGUCUCCAGCAUCCCCGGGCCCUGCAGCAUCACCGCAGCGCUGGCGGCGAGCGGCUUCUCAGGAAGCCAAUUCUUCUUCGACGGGUACCUGCCAGCCAUGAGAAAGGCCCGGCUGGAGCUCUUGCGCUCUCGCCUGGGGUGGCUGAAGGACGGCGGCCUAGAUGAGUUCAUUUUGGUGAACUUCUGCAAUGGCGACAUGCUAGAAGAGGUCUUGGUGGAUUUUGACCAAGUGUUGGGGGCGGAGGCACAGAUCUGUGUGGCCAAAGACAUUUCAAUGCCCUACGAGAACGUGCUCCGCGGCGCCAUCGGCGCCGUCCGCCGCACCUGGGCGACGCUGGAGGCCCAGCGUGGCGCUGUGGUGCUCCUGGCCGAGCUGCGCUCAAAGAGGCGCGGAACGGCCAGUUCUGCCAGCAGUUCAUCAGCGUCCUCAGGCUCCAAAGAGUUGAAGGAGCUGGCCCAGGUCUUCCAGAAGCACCACGUCCCAGUGCAAAAAGCCUCCCUGAUUGCUGCGCAGCUCACUGGGCGGCCGGUAGAAGAAGCGCUGGAGGCGAUGAAAGCCGCUCUUGGAGAAGGCUCGAUCAACAAGGCCGAUGCGCAGGAGGGUGGCGCACGCUUGACCCUGCAUUUGGUGAAUUUGGGGCGCCACAUCACUGAGGAGGAGCUGCAGAUGGCACUGCAGCAGGCCGACGUCCCCAGCGGACAGGUGAGCUUCGCACGGAGCCACAUGGGCGGGCAGAUCGCCUUCAUACGCUACGCCACUCCAGAGGUUGCGCGGCAAGCACGUACCACCAUCAACUUGGCACAGAUCAGGUUGGGUGGUAGCCGCCCGCUGCUCGCGGGUUGGGCCCGGCGCGAGCGAUGGUUGAGCUGACCGAGG
Molecule: messenger RNA, 1309 nt
Organism: Durusdinium trenchii
Lineage: Eukaryota; Dinophyceae; Suessiales; Symbiodiniaceae
Source: the annotation of a GenBank genome assembly